GCGGAUUACCCCCGCCCCCCGCGCCGGCGCCUUCCUUUCCGUCCCCGACGCCGCCGAGGUCGCACGCGCGAGGCCUCUCCACCGUCGCCGCCGCCGAGAUGCGCUACGUCGCCUCCUACCUGCUGGCCGCCCUGGGGGGCAAUACCUCCCCCAGCGCCAAGGACAUCAGGAAGAUCCUGGACAGCGUGGGCAUCGAAGCGGACGACGACCGGCUCAACAAGGUCAUCAGUGAGCUGAACGGGAAGAACAUUGAAGACGUCAUUGCCCAGGGUAUUGGCAAGCUGGCCAGCGUGCCCGCCGGCGGGGCUGUGGCCGUCUCUGCUGCCCCGGGAUCUACAGCUCCUGUUGCUGGUUCCGCCCCAGCCGCAGUAGAAGAAAAGAAGGAGGAGAAGAAGGAGGAGUCCGAGGAGUCAGACGACGACAUGGGAUUUGGCUUGUUCGAUUAGAGUUCCACUCCCCUGCAAAUAAAACUGUUUUUAAGUAUC
Messenger RNA from Diceros bicornis minor, 485 nucleotides. It is a transcript of the gene RPLP2, whose product is annotated as ribosomal protein lateral stalk subunit P2. Gene Ontology annotation, cellular component: cytosolic large ribosomal subunit; ribosome. Gene Ontology annotation, molecular function: structural constituent of ribosome. Gene Ontology annotation, biological process: cytoplasmic translational elongation. Bases 99 to 446 code for a protein of 115 amino acids. The record is from RefSeq and is a predicted model, not a curated record. Lineage: Eukaryota; Metazoa; Chordata; Mammalia; Perissodactyla; Rhinocerotidae. The transcript is spliced from 5 exons.